AACAGGAGUGGGGAUGUAAACACGCUGUGCCUUCUUCUCGUGGAAGCACGGUAAAUAAAAAGCAUGGAAAAUAUGUACUAUGAUUUUAUAAGGAAUGUUUUACACAUUUCUAACUCUAUCAAAUGAAAACAUGCUUCGAAAUUUUGAUGCCUCGAUAAACGUUUUAAUGUUAGUAAACAAUUCCUCGACUUAAUUUACGUCUGAAAUUGUCAUGAGUCAAAGGUCGUUUUACAAAUUAAAAAGUUUACGUUGGUGUUUGAGAAGGAAAAUCGAGAAUGGCUGAAAAAGGGGCCCAUUUAACUGGAACCACGUUUAUAAAACCUUCUAUAUUUGAAAUAGUGGCUCAGGAAUCCUUUGCCUCGACCGUUGAACCGGCUUUUAAAAAAAUUCUAUCGUUUAUCGUAUCAUUCAAUCCUGAGAGAUAUAAACAUCUUCUUAGAUGGUCUGACGAAGGUUACUUAAUUUUCAAUAUAAUUCUCCAACGAUACUAUUUAAAAAAAUUUUCCGCUUCCUUCUCUGAAGCAUUUUACGGUUUGAAACGUGUAGGAAUAAUAAAUUCCAAGAUCAAAAACAAUUUGUCGAACCGGCAAAAGACACUGUCCCUGACACUGAUAGUUUUAUUUCCCUAUUUGAAGAAUAAGCUUUCAAACCUAAGUCGCCGCUACAAACUCGAAGAAAUCGAUGGCUGUGCCCCACAAAACAAAUGGGAGAAGUUCUAUCGCAGCUGUGUUGUUAAAGGUUCUUUAAUGACCUUCGUAGCAUACGAAUUUAUAGUUUUAUACAAUUAUAUAUUGUACGUUGCUGGGAAAUCAGUGCACCAAUCGCCACAUUUGAAACUACUAUCCGUUACUUUAACCUACGCAGAUGCACAAUCCGUAAUCAGUGUUUCGGAUCUGUUAAAGAAGAUUCGAAACAAUUCUUUUGGUAUUAGCGAUAGCAUAGAUAUUCUUCAGCGUACUGUGACUACGUCUUUGGAAUUUGGAGCGUUCUUUCUUCAGUUCUUAUUCUGGUGGACGCAAGAACAUUUCAAUACCAAUCUAGUUACACUGCCCAUUCCACCGCCGCCUAACAUUUUGGAAACAGCUAGGCAAUUCAAAGGCAAAUGUCCAAUUUGUUGUAAACCGUUCAGAAUUCAUACAGUACUUUCUGUUUCCGGUUAUGCGUUUUGCUAUCAGUGUAUUGUUCCUGUAAUACGAAAAACUGGACAAUGUCCCGUGACAAAAUAUCCUGCUAAAGAAGAUGAUUUAAUACGUUUGUAUUUAGAUUAAAUAUCGUUGACAUUUAUAUAAAUCUACUGGAGAACAGUUUGAAUAAUAAAA
Colletes gigas is the source of this 1319-nucleotide messenger RNA. It is a transcript of the gene Pex12, whose product is annotated as peroxisome assembly protein 12. The transcript is spliced from 6 exons. Gene Ontology annotation, biological process: protein import into peroxisome matrix; protein monoubiquitination. The record is from RefSeq and is a predicted model, not a curated record. Gene Ontology annotation, cellular component: peroxisomal membrane; peroxisomal importomer complex. Gene Ontology annotation, molecular function: ubiquitin-protein transferase activity; zinc ion binding; protein binding. Lineage: Eukaryota; Metazoa; Arthropoda; Insecta; Hymenoptera; Colletidae. Bases 276 to 1268 code for a protein of 330 amino acids.